AUGAACAAGAUCUUCCCCCAGGAGGAAGUCAGUGGCAAUGCUGCAGCUGGAACCAAAGUCCUCCCUGGAGAAGAAGGCUGCAGCGCCCUCUGCUGCUCUCGCCGAGGGGCCUGCCUGUCGGCCUUCGUACUGCUCCUGCUGGCAACUCUUGCAGCCCUGAUGGCCUUGGUCUCCAUCCUUGGACCCCCACCACGUACACCAGGGGCCCAGGCCUGUGUGACCCUGACGAACAGGACUGGCUUCCUGUGCCAUGACCAGAGGAGCUGCAUCUCGGCCAGCGGGGUCUGUGAUGGCAUCCGUACCUGUCCCCACGGCGAGGACGAGGAAGAGGCCUUGUGCCGAGAUGUGCCCCAGAGUCUCCCCAGCUUCCUCGUGGCCCGCUGUGGAGACCCAGCUUCCUGGAUCUACUCAGACCAAAAAUGUGAUGGAACCAACAACUGUGGGGACUGCUCAGAUGAACUGAGCCCAGUGACUGCAUGCCCACCUUGUGGCCCUGGAUGGUGGCGCUGCCCCCCAACUGUUUUCAAGUAUUGUGACUGUAUCCCGAGGAGCCUCUGCCGGGACCUCGUGCAGCACUGUUCCGACUGGUCCGAUGAGAACGCCUGCCCUGGGCCCUGA
Molossus molossus (Pallas's mastiff bat) is the source of this 618-nucleotide messenger RNA. It is a transcript of the gene LDLRAD1, whose product is annotated as low density lipoprotein receptor class A domain containing 1. Gene Ontology annotation, molecular function: protein binding. Lineage: Eukaryota; Metazoa; Chordata; Mammalia; Chiroptera; Molossidae. The coding region runs from base 1 to 618 and encodes 205 amino acids. The record is from RefSeq and is a predicted model, not a curated record. Gene Ontology annotation, cellular component: plasma membrane. The transcript has 6 exons.